Messenger RNA from Cannabis sativa, 1401 nucleotides. RefSeq lists its product as uncharacterized. Lineage: Eukaryota; Viridiplantae; Streptophyta; Magnoliopsida; Rosales; Cannabaceae. The transcript has a single exon. The coding region runs from base 440 to 1033 and encodes 197 amino acids. The record is from RefSeq and is a predicted model, not a curated record.
CUCUCUUUAUAACCCCUUAUGCUAAAGGUCCGUUGUGAGUUUGUGACAAGAACCAUUUCGUCUUCCGUAAACAACUCCUCAAAACGUCCACUAUUCUAAUCUCAACCCAAGGAAAGAAAGAAAAAAUCCAAAAUCUCUUUCGAUCUGAAUCAUCAUCGGUCAUCAAUGCAAAAGGCUAAACAACUGCAACGUAAAGCUCUUUGCAUGGAUACCUUUCAAACAAAUGAUCUGAUCUAUUCCUCUUUUUCAAUUGCAACCCAAACAAUAACACCCCUCCAAUGAAGAAAAUGGAUGAUGAUUUCGUGUUAUUAUUAUUAUUAUUAUCAUCAAUUCCAUUGUUUCUACUCUUUGUUUAAUUACUUAUUUAAACAUCUUCAUCAUUUGUUCAUACAUAAUAUUAUAAUAAACACAUUCAAUAUUAAACAUAUAACCUCAUCAAAUGCCUGUACGAGAUCCAAGAGCUGGACGAGCGUUCAUAUGCGUGAUCUCAUGGUUUCUGUUCCUCACCAUAGCCGGUGGCGGUGGCUGCCUCAUAAUGUACAUGAUCUUACCGGAGACAAACACCACUUCAUGGCUUCCAGUCGUGGGAAUCACAUUGGUUUGUCUCCCUUGGCUCUUUUGGCUCUCUACAUUCAUGUACAGAAUCCUAUCCCGGAUAUUCGGGUUCAGGAUCGGCAUCGGAGAAGACAACGACAACCACAACAACAUCAGCAACAACGACAACAACACGAACAAUGUGAUACCGGAGGAGGAGGAAGAGGCUGGGGUGGCGGCGGCGUCUUCCGAUCAUUCUGAGCAGAAAACAGAGUACUCUCCAGCUGAAAGACGGUUGCAAUUCGAAGCUACCUUGACGGUGCACGAUGAUGAUGAGAAUGAAAAUUAUAAGGAUGAUGGUGAUGGUAUUAUUAUUUUAGAUCAUAAGCAAAGAAGUAUUAAGCAGGCCAUCGUUUCCAAAUCUUCGUCUUCGUCGAGCAAUUCAAGCGUCUUGUCUCAUGAGAGUGAACUGCCUUUGGCAUCAUCAAGGGCCCCUUGAUGAUUAAAGUAAUAAAAUGAUUCUUUUUUUCUUUCAUUCUUUUUGGGUUGAUCAUAUAUAUUCAUUUAUAUGCAUAUUAUUAUAGAGACAUUGUUGUUAUUAGAGAUUUUUGUAUACCUAGGUAGCUUUAUAGAUCUUACGUAUAGUAUAUACAGUACAUACGUACACAAGUACUGUUAUAAUUUUUUAAAUUUUCUGGAAAUUUGGGUUCGUGCAUUGUACUUGUGCAUGUAUAUAUUAGAACAAUGUCGAUAGUUUCAAUGUAUUAUUUAUUAUGAUUGUUUGGGGUAUUCGCGGGCUGAAGGGAUCCCAGAAUAUCUGCUUCCAAAAGAAGACAAUUGAUUGUGAUUAUGGUUUUAUUGAUUGAA